GCCCAGAGCACCCUCCUGCACCCCAACCCUUCAUCCCCAGCCGCACCCUAGAGCCUGCACCCCCGAGACGGAGCCCUCACCCCCCCUAUACACCCUCCUGUCCCAGUCUGGAGCUCCCUCCUGCACCCUGAACUUCUGAUUUCUGGCCCUCCCCAUAGCCCGCAUGCCCAGCCGGAGCCCACACCCCCUCCCACAUCCCGAACUCCAGUUUCGUGAUUAUUCAUGGCCCACCAUACAAUUUCCAUACCCAGAUGUGGCCCUCGGGCCAAAAAGUUUGCCUACCCCUGGUCUAGGAGCACCAGUCGGUGAUCAAGGGCCCAUUGGCUAGGCGCUAGACAGAUACACAGCCCUUUCCCCAGUGAGCUUGCAAUCAAGGUUAUGACAACCCAAUGGGUAUAUGAAACAAACUGAUUGGAAGAAAAGUAUAGACAAUAUAACUGUAAAGUACACAAAUUAUGAUAAAGUCAGAAGUAAGCUAAAGUCAGUCUUUCUUUUUGGGCAGGUUAGUAAAAGGUAAUCUUUCAUCAUCCUGAUGAUGGUGAAAGGACAGGUGAAGAUUUUGUGCCUGGGUUAGUUAAAAUUAAAGCUUGAAAAAAAUGGCAUUAAUCCAAAUCCCAAAGGUUUAACUUUGUAUAGUAUAGACUUCUCUUCUUUUUAUCCUAUACUGAUUUUUUUUUACUGUGCUCGUCACUGUAGUAUUCCAAUAGCGUGUUAAACUACGUGAUUACACAUUUGUCACGUGUUUUGUUCUCUCCCCCUCUCCCCAGAGGGAGAACCAUGUGCAGCGGAGUUUCUUUUUUUAUAUAGUUAGUAUCUAUCUAUCUAUCUAGACACCAGUUGCUCUGUGUUUAUAUCAGAGAAGGCAAGAUCAAAUAAGUAUUCCUCGCACUUGCAGCGGGAGGUGGUGUGAGGUUUGUGAUAGUCCUUAGUGGGAGUUCAUUCCACAGCCUUGGACUGCCCCUGGAGAAAGUUCUGUCUUUCAACAAGAAUAACGCGUGUCUGUGUGGGAGUGCAGUUGUGCCAAAGGACAAAGUUGUUGACUACAGUCUUUAUCCCGGAGCUUUAGAUGGUCUUUUAGGUAUCCUUGGGCCCAGUCCUGGGAUAUCUUUGAAGGUAGGGACUAAGACCUUGAACUUGAUUUGAUAUUCUUUGGGAAGGUACUGGUUGAGAGGUUUGAUGUGUUCCCAGUAGCCAUUGUGUUGCUGAGGAGAUGUGCGGCAACGUUCUGCACCAGUUGGAGUUUCCUAAGUGCUGAGGGCUAUACUGAUUUCAUUUUGUAUUUUCCCUCACAAAUACAGAAUUGUGCAAUCUGCUAUCUAGAUUCUUUCUACAAAGCUCCCUCCUUAUUAGAACAGAAGAGUACAAUGCAAACAAAUUCUAAUUAAUCCACCUAGUGCAUUUUUUAGCACUGAAUCAUCUUCUGAAUAAAAGUCCAUUUUGAAAGUUUAGAACUGUAAGAUUUGAAUUAUUUAUUACUGAAGUUCCUUCUUCGAGCCUUGGCUAAUUAUGAGGAAUGUAAAUGUUGAAUAAAUACUAUACAAGCUGAAGUCUGGAAGCUGCCAUUCUCUAAAUAUCCUUAAUUUACAUCUUAUUUCCACGUAGAAUUAGCCUCAAUUUCAGCUACUGGUGCAAAUGCAUUUGUGCAAACCUCUCAUGUAGACAAGCAAAGCCACAAUUUGCACCAGUGAAACUUCUUCUGAUUUCACAGAAGGUAUUAUACUGCUAUACUAGAAGUGUAUUUUGUCUCUAACUGGAUAACUUGUGAUCUAGCCACUGGUAUCGAGUGGUGGAAGGGGCUAGAUGUGUUUAUUGAGAAGGUACUUGCUUCCCAUGAGGGCUUUUUCCUGUUACGUGCUGGGGAUGAAGUAAUUUGGCCGUUUUCCAGUUUAAACAUUUAAGGUCCUGAUUCACUACUAAAUUACUCCAAUAGAUUACACCAUCGUAAAACCAGAGGUACAUAGUGAUGAAUCAGACUCUUAUUUUGUAAAUUUUAUGUAAUGCUGUUUAAAGAGAUUCUUGCAUUGAUCAUCCACUCAGAUCUAAUUUCCUACCAGAUGUGCCAAAUCAACUGAAUAAACAGGAUUUAUUUUCACACACAAAAUACACGUACACUGUGGUUGCCCUGUUGAACAAAACUUGCUUUGGUCUGAGGAGCACAGGAGGAAUACUGAGAUUUGUACACAGGAACCAUAAAUAAGCAUUACUGGCUCAGGUUUUUUUCCCAUGUCAGUGAUGUUACUCUUGAGUCAUAGGAAUGGAAUGGAAUGUCUGAAGCUUGGCACUUGCCAUUCUCAAGAGACCAGAUUCUUAGCUAUAACCUUGGCAGAAGGCUCCCAGCUGACCAUGUAAGUGGGUAUCUCCAAUUCAGAGUCGAGAUUACAUCUUCCAUUCAUGAAGAUGCUUCACCAGAAACAGUUGGUACUUUGCUAGGAGUGAACUCUGUGAAUGAAGACUUAGGAAGCCCUUCUGAUGAUGAGGACAUGCCAGCAGGGAACCAUGACACACUUCCAAUUUGUUUAAAUGGCCCAAUCCUUGAGGAAUCUGUUGGAAAUGCAGUUCUUACACAUUCUUUAAGGACUAGUACAACUCUGGAAAUGGACCAGGAAGAGUUAACCUCUACUCCUGCAAGGUCAUCACCUAACAGAGGUCGCCAGGACUCAUUGAAUGACUAUUUGGAUGCAAUAGAACAUAAUAGUCAUCCCAGACCUGGGACAUCUGCCUGCAGUGAGCGGUCACUUGGGGCAUCCCCAAAACUAAGGAGUAGUUUUCCUACUGACACGAGACUUAAUGCUAUGCUUCACAUUGACUCAGAUGAAGAGGAGCAUGAGUUGCAUAAAGAUCUGGAUUUUCAGUCUUCCUUGGAAGAAGAUGGCGGUUUAGUAAUGUUUAAUGGUGCUACAAGGAGUGUUGAAGGAAAUUUUUUAAGUUACUCAUCAUCAAAUCAGAUAAUGCAAGGUCCUGCAGAGGAUGGGAAAGCACCAGCCUUCGAAACUCCUUUGCAGCCCUCUGAUAACCAGCAGGAGACUCUCCAAGGGCUUCCACCAUCAGAGUUUGCAGGAGAAGAAGGUGAAGGCCAGCCAGAUUCUCAGAAUAAUCUGUCUGUAGAAUGGGCUGGCAGCGAAUUGUGUGCCUGUCAGGUGGCAGAGCAGCCUACUAGCAGUGCAGACAUGGGAGCUUCAGACUCUGCCAUUGGUAGUAGAAGAGGUAUUAGUGAAACGGAAUCCCUUGACCAAGGAUCUGAACCUUCCCAGGUAUCCUCAGAAACUGAGCACAGUGAUCCUGCUCGCACUGAAAGUGUCAGUGAGGCCAGUACCAGGCCAGAAGGAGAGAGUGAUGUGGAAGGGGCAGACAGUUCUUGCAAUGAAAGUGUGACUACACGUCUCUCCUCAGUCGAAACUCAGUGUUCUUCUUUUGAAAGUGCCAGAUUUUCUGAGACUCCUGCCUUUUCUUCUCAGGAAGAGGAAGAGGGAGCUUGUGCCACCCAUGUGACCAGAAGUGAGCCUGCUGCAGAAACACAGGACUCUGUGUGCACUCCUGGCUCUUUACCUGCGGUGCGGUUACCCAGCAGUCAAGAGGAGGCUCGGCAGCUAGCUGAAGGAGGUGAAUUACAGGAUAGAGAUGAAUCAGAAGAAAUUUGGCAGAGGAGGAGGAGUCUGCAGGCUGCCGCUGCAAGUAGCCAGUGUCAGGAUGAAGAAACUGGAGGUACCCAAGCUGCUGGCGAGGAGGGAGCUACACAAGUUGAAGGAGCUAGUGGAGGUUCCCAAGCCAAUGGCCAUCAGAAUUUGAGGUCACUACCGUCAGUACGUCAGGAUGCUAGCCGAUAUCAGAGAGUGGAUGAGGCUCUGCCACCAAACUGGGAGGCCCGAAUCGACAGCCAUGGGAGGAUAUUCUAUGUGGAUCAUGUAAACAGAACAACAACAUGGCAGCGACCCACAGCUCCUCCAGCCCCACAGAUCCUCCAGAGGUCAAAUUCUAUACAGCAAAUGGAGCAGCUGAAUCGCCGAUACCAGAGUAUUCGUCGAACGAUGACUAAUGAGAGGCCUGAAGAGCACCCACAUGCCAUUGAUGGAGCUGGAGAGGAUACUGACUUCCAUCCUUCUAAUGCAGAUUUUCGAAGGGAGAAUGUGCUGCCUCAGUCUACCUCCAGAUCCAGGCUUACUUUAUUGCUACAGUCUCCUCCGGUGAAAUUCCUUAUCAGUCCAGAGUUCUUUACAGUGCUGCAUUCUAACCCUAGUGCCUACCGCAUGUUUACAAACAACACGUGUUUGAAGCACAUGAUCACCAAAGUCCGGCGGGACACCCAUCAUUUUGAGCGUUACCAGCAUAAUCGAGAUUUGGUGGGCUUCCUCAAUAUGUUUGCUAACAAACAGCUGGAGCUGCCGAGAGGUUGGGAAAUGAAGCAUGACCAUCAGGGCAAGGCUUUUUUUGUUGACCACAAUUCCCGCACCACCACGUUCAUUGACCCACGGCUUCCCUUGCAGAGUAGCAGGCCCACUAGUGCAUUAGUGCAUCGACAGCACUUAACCAGACAGCGCAGCCACAGUGCUGGUGAGGUAGGAGAGGAUGCCCGUCAUUCAGGACCACCAGUUCUACCAAGACCGUCCAGCACGUUUAAUACAGUCAGCAGGGCUCAGUACCAGGACAUGGUUCCAGUGGUAAGCUGUUUUCGGUUGCCACUUACAGCCUACAACGACAAGAUUGUCGCAUUUCUGCGACAGCCCAAUAUCUUUGAAAUUCUACAAGAGCGUCAACCAGAUCUUACCAGGAAUCCUUCACUCAGGGAGAAGAUCCAGUUUAUCCGGACAGAGGGAACACCUGGACUAGUGCGUCUAUCCAGUGAUGCAGACCUUGUCAUGUUACUAAGUUUGUUCGAAGAAGAAAUAAUGUCAUACGUGCCGCCACAUGCCUUACUUCAUCCCAGUUAUUGCCAGUCCCCAAGAGGUUCUCCAGUAUCCUCACCUCAGAACUCUCCAGGUACUCAGCGUGCUAAUGCCAGAGCUCCAGCUCCUUAUAAAAGAGAUUUUGAAGCCAAACUGAGGAACUUCUACAGAAAGCUGGAGACUAAAGGAUAUGGACAAGGGCCAGGGAAAUUAAAAUUAAUCAUCAGGAGAGACCACUUGCUGGAAGAUGCCUUCAAUCAGAUUAUGGGUUACUCAAGAAAAGACCUGCAGAGAAAUAAACUCUAUGUCACGUUUGUUGGAGAAGAAGGGUUGGAUUACAGUGGGCCUUCAAGAGAGUUUUUUUUCCUGGUGUCCAGAGAACUCUUCAAUCCAUAUUAUGGUUUAUUUGAAUAUUCAGCCAAUGAUACCUACACAGUACAAAUAAGUCCCAUGUCUGCUUUUGUAGACAAUCACCAUGAGUGGUUCAGGUUCAGUGGUCGAAUCCUUGGUCUUGCUCUGAUACAUCAGUAUUUGUUAGAUGCCUUCUUUACACGGCCCUUUUAUAAAGCCCUCCUCAGAAUACUCUGUGACCUGAGUGACUUGGAAUACCUUGAUGAGGAGUUCCACCAGAGUUUGCAGUGGAUGAAAGACAACGAUAUACAUGAUAUCCUAGAUCUCACAUUCACUGUAAAUGAAGAAGUUUUUGGGCAGAUCACUGAACGGGAAUUGAAACCAGGGGGUGCCAACAUCCCAGUCACAGAGAAGAACAAAAAAGAAUACAUAGAGAGAAUGGUGAAAUGGAGAAUUGAGAGAGGGGUUGUGCAGCAAACAGAAAGUCUAGUUCGAGGUUUCUAUGAGGUUGUUGACGCUAGGCUGGUGUCUGUAUUUGAUGCAAGAGAAUUGGAACUGGUUAUUGCUGGCACGGCAGAAAUUGACUUAAGUGACUGGAGAAACAACACAGAGUAUAGAGGAGGUUACCACGACAAUCACAUUGUAAUUCGGUGGUUCUGGGCUGCUGUAGAAAGAUUCAACAAUGAACAACGGCUAAGGCUAUUACAGUUUGUUACAGGCACAUCCAGCAUACCUUAUGAAGGGUUUGCAUCUCUAAGAGGGAGCAAUGGGCCAAGAAGAUUCUGUGUAGAAAAAUGGGGGAAAAUCACUGCUCUUCCCAGGGCUCAUACAUGUUUCAAUCGUCUUGACCUUCCCCCUUACCCAUCAUUCUCCAUGCUCUGUGAGAAACUGUUGACAGCAGUUGAAGAGACAAGUACCUUUGGACUUGAGUGAUACGCAAACCACAGUGCCCAGCUCUUUGGACGUUUGUGGAUCUGUCCUCUCAAGAAUGAAUGAACAUUUGUAUUGGAUUCUUAGAGGAAAAUUGUUUUACAAUGCAAUUCAAAUAAUAAGAUUUCCAUCAAUGAGUAAAUCUUGCUUCGGAAGCAGUUACAAGCAUUGUGAUAGUGACGGAGUACUCUACGGUAAUACUGGAGUGCGCCUGGAGUGCAGGGAAAACUAACAGUCUUGCAAUAAACAGUUUUUCUCGACUGCCAUGUUUGUUAUGGCCCAAGCAAAAGAUGUGACCAUGCACGAUCAGCAAGGUGGCUACUGCAAAAUUUGAUAAGUAUCUUGAAACUGGAUUUCACCAAAGUCCUUGAAUGUAAAGUUCAAGUCAAAAUGUGAAAUCGUUUAGCCCACCCCUAAAUUAGCUAAAAUCAAACUAUGGAAUUCUUUAUUUAAAAAAAAAGUUUCCUAAAGAUAUGUUACUUUAUGCCAUAUACUAUAACAGAAUAUCCAAUACUUGCUAUACCUAAGACUACGAGUCCCUGCAUGGUGUGCAUCAUAGAUUUCAGCUUCCUGGGGCAGAACUGAAUUUGAAGGAAAAUCAGUAGCAAGGGAUGUCACAACAAUGGCUUGCAAUAAGGAGGUUUGUGAAAAUGUAUAUGCAAGUGGCGCGUGUAUGGCAAAUGAUGAGCUAUUAUAAGGAGAACUUAAUAAUGACUGAUUUUAUGCUUUAUACUGCAUGGAAACUGUUUUAAAAAAUAAGUAUCAAUUUACCACAGCAUAUCAGGAAAAAAACUUACACAGUGACUUCUCUUUAUUUUUAUAGGUUCAUUAUGUUAAGUUCCUCAGAGUGUAAAUAAGAAACUAGCAUACUAAAUGCUAUUUCUGUUCAUUUCACUUUUCAUGCAUAAACAGACAUUGUGCUAGUGUUUUAUUCUUUAAGCACUCUCAAGGAAAAAAUGCCUUUUAUUUUUAUAUGAGUAAGAAAUUCCCAAAAAUAUUUUGCACUGAAUGUACCAAAGUUGAAGGGACAUUAUGAUCAGACUGACCGCAAACUGCAUCACUCUUACAAGAAUCUAGAAAAUAACUUCUUAAGAACCGAACUUUCUUCACAGUGCCAUGUCUAUAGAUAUCAGGACUGUGCACAUAAGUAAUAAUUUUGUAAAAAUCACUACAUGUGAUAUUGUAAUAUGCAUUUAUUUUAAAUGCAUUUGGUUAAUUUUUCAUCCAUCAAAUAACCUUUAAGGGAUUGAGUGUAAUACAGAUGUUUCAUAUUUUCCCAGCAACUAUUAUUUGUACAGCACCGUGAAACACACUAGCUUAUUGGGGAAACCAUUUGCGACACUUAAGAGGAUGAACCUUUAAUAGUAAUGAUUCCACUCUCCCUUAUCAGUGAACACCUCCAAGCUAUAAACUGUUCGUAAUGUCUUUCUAAUUGCAUUUUCACUGAUGAGUAGUUUUCUUAUCAAUGUUAAUUAAAAUGGAGUCCUUUUCAAUGGUAUAUCAAAAACUGCAUGAAUCCACCAAUUUAAUUAUGCUUAAUUUUGCCAAAGUGCACAGGCAUCACUUGCACCCAUUCCUCAUAACUAUCUUUAAUCCUAAAUUAGUUUUGCAUCUGUGCAUUUGUACAGCCAUUAAGAAAUACUAUAUACAUCGUGCCAGAGUUCCAGAAAACUUCAACUGGAUGUUGAAUGGCAAGAACAGAAAUACAGCUCUUUGUGUUCCUUUUGAUGGCACUCAAGCAUUUCAAGACCUGCUUUGUGGAAGAACUAAGUUUGGGAGUAACCUCAGGAUUCCCACUCUGGGGACUCUCGUUGAAUAGGGGUCUCAGUGAGGUGACAUGCUUAUUUUCUGUAUUCAUAACAAUGGGAGCACCCAUCCACUCAAGUGAACAUUGGAACGGCAAUAAAGCUGCUGUCAGCAAAGACUACUUUUUCACCCUCACAAUGAGAAAGUAGAUGCUGUUGUGGUGGUAGGAGCGGGGUGCUGGGUAAAUUUAAGUUGCCUCAGAUCCCUCUCCCCUCCCCCCCGCAUUCCCCAAACGAUAUAGGAAAUAAUGCCUGUAUUCAGAUAAUUGAGGAAACCCCACUGUCAAAAAUAAAAUGAAAAUAUCUUUUGACUUUACAAAUAAUGGGUUCCUCCCUAAAACAAUGACAUCUUGGAAUCACACAAGUUUUCUUAAACUGCUACUGGCUUGUACUAAGUGGCAAAGAAAAGUCAAACUGUAUUAUUCUAUUUUUACAUCCAAGUUUAUCAGUGUUUGCUAAGAUAUCACGUUAAUGGUCCAGGGUUUGCUAAUGCAUGUGUUGUAUCAAAGAACUGAUACACAGUAGAUAAAUUUACUUGUGAGCAGGUCAUUUCAGCAUGGCUCAUGUUUCAUGUGAUCAAAUUCAUUAAGUAUCUGACACUCCAGUCACUUAGAGCCAAAUUAAACUUUUGAUGGGCUAAGAACCACAGAAUUUGGCUCUUGUAAUAUUACAGUAUCUUUUCCCUAAAAAGAGAUCCUUGCAGGAGAACAGAUCUACAAACAUCAAUCCAGAAACUCAUUGGAAUUAAGAGUUAAAUAUUUGACACAAAAGUUUAUAUCAGGCUGCAUUUAAGCUAUGCUUUUGUACAAACCAAAAGUAAUAAAUGCACUUGUCAUCUUUUAUUUAAAAAA
Molecule: messenger RNA, 8817 nt
Organism: Chrysemys picta bellii (western painted turtle)
Lineage: Eukaryota; Metazoa; Chordata; Testudines; Emydidae
Source: RefSeq, a predicted model, not a curated record